This is a messenger RNA of Pneumocystis carinii B80, 576 nucleotides long. RefSeq lists its product as hypothetical. Bases 47 to 532 code for a protein of 161 amino acids. The transcript has a single exon. The record is from RefSeq and is a predicted model, not a curated record. NCBI's taxonomy places the organism in Eukaryota, Fungi, Ascomycota, Pneumocystomycetes, Pneumocystales, Pneumocystaceae.
AGAUAAAUGAAAAAAUAAGAUAUUUAUACAGGAAGAAACAGGAAAAAUGACAUCUCAAGAGAAAAUUGAUGAACAGAAUAAAGUUUUGAAAGGAUUGAAAGAAAAAAAUAUAUUUAUAGAAGAAAAUUUGGAUGAAUGGCAACGAAAAAAAGAACGAAAACCAUUAUGGACUUUAAAACAAAAGGAAGAUCAUGAAUUGACAUAUGUUUAUAUUCCAUCUGUCAAAGUUUCUUUAGAACCUUCUGUUUUUUCUUCUACAUACGCUACUGAUGGCUUCAUAACACCUUGUAGACAAAAAGAAAUUUCAAAAGGAAAAAAUAAAGAUAAAACAAAAUUACAACCACAAAGUGCUCCUGCAAAAAUAAAUAAAUCUUUUCAUGAAAAAUUCGAUAUUUAUUAUGAUGAACAAACAUAUAUCGAAAUACCUCAAAUAAAAACAAAUAUUGAGAUAUUUUCUGUAGAAAUGAACAAAGAAAAUUUGUCUCCUAUAAAAUCUAAAUGGAUCUCAAGAAGAAAAAAAUAUCGUCUUUAACUCUUUUUUUCAUACUGGGUUUUCUCUAUCAAAAAUUAUCCUAU